AUAAACAUUUUUUUUCUUUCACAGAAUAGUGCAAUCGAUGAUGAUAAUUCAUAUAUUUCUGGGAGUGACGAAUAUGAAAUUCAAAUUGGUAAUAACAAUAGAAAUGAGUACAACAGCUUAACACAGAAUGGUAUCAUUGAUCAUAUUUCUGAAAGUGAGGAUGAGGAUGAGGAUAAGUUGGGUAGUAGCAAUGAAAAUGAGCACAACGAUUUAACAAAAAAAGGGACAAAAAGGAAACGCAAUAAACAUCUGACCAGUGUCAGAGAACGAAAUCAAAUUAAAUUUCAGAAAAAAGUUGAGAAACACAAUUUGAAACCCCCCUGUAUUUCAUGUAAAAAAAAUUGUAUUACACUGAUACCUGAAAUAUUAAGACUUGAAAUUAAUAAACAGUUUUGGAGUGUGUCCAAAAAUGAACAAAGGAUGUAUGUAAUUAAUUCAGUUGAACGAAGAGAUGUUAAGCGUAGAAGAGGACAUGAUGAAAUAAGAAAAAAAUGGUCUUUUUAUUAUACCCUUACAAAUUUGGAUGGCAUUAAAGUAUAUGUUUGUAAAUUAUUUUACCUUGCAACAUUGGGAUUUUCAUCAAAAAAUGAUUAUUUUAUUCAAAAUAUCUGCUCAAAUAUGACUGAAAAAAGUGCAAUUGUGUCUCCUUUGAAUAAAAUAACUAGAACUGCAUGGAACAAAUGUGAUUUAGAACCGAUAAAGGAACACAUUAAUUCAUUCAACCCAACAGUGGCUCAUUAUAGGAGGGAACAUGCUCCCAACAGGAAAUACUUGCCAAAUGAAAUCAAUGCGACCUACAUGUAUUCUGAUUUUAAAGAAAAAAAUCCAGCCAUUAAAUUUUCAUACGAUGUCUAUAGAAGAACAUUAAGGGAAAUGAAUAUAUCUUUUACCAAACUAGGCCAUGAAGAGUGUGAACUUUGUGAAUUAUUUGAUCAACAUGAUUCAACACACACAAAACAAACAUUAAAUGAACAGUAUAAUAUUUGUGAUAUUUGCAAAAAAUACACUUUGCACUUGGAAAAAUAUAUAAAUGCUCGAGCUAAGUAUGAGAGCCAUGCCGUUCAAAAAAAGAAAGGUAAUACAAACUUAGAUAAAAUCUAUUAAAACAGUAUUAAUUAUAUAGCUAAAUGUAUUUUUAUUUUCACAGAUGAUGAAAUCUAUGUAUCGGCUGACUUACAAAAAGUUAUUAUGUUACCUAGAAUGGAAAACUUUAAGGCAGCUAUUUUUACCAAAAGGGUCAUUGCUUUCAAUGAAAGUUUUGUACCGAUUGGCCCCAAAGGAUGUAUUAAGCCAUUAGCGAUAAUAUGGCACGAGGGUAUACAAGGAAGGAAACAAGAAGAUUUAACUAGUUGUUUUCGUGCAUUUUUUUUAUAUUUCAAGGACAUGAAAAAAAUAACAAUUUGGCUGGAUAACUGUUCAGCACAAAACAAAAAUUGGUGCUUUCUUACCUUCUUAGUUCAAAUAAUUAAUUCUCAAGAUAUCCAGGCUCUAGAAAUUAGUUUAUUUUAUUUCCAGCCCGGGCAUAGUUUUAUGUCUGCCGACCAUUUUCAUCACCAGGUUGAGUUGGCUAUGAAAAAAAUGGGAAAAAUAUAUGAUUAUUCUGAUUUUGAACAAUGUAUCAAAUCAGCUAACAAAGGUUUUGUUGAUGCCAAAGUUAUGAGAGUAGAAGACUUUUUUGAUUUCAAAUCAGAAUGUUCGGUAUAUAAAUUAAACAAAAAAUUAGAUAGGCCUAUGUUAAAUGACAUAGUUCAUAUUAAAGCCGAAAGAGGAUUGGAUUACUUAAUGUAUUCCACUACCUAUGACGAUUAUUCACCACUUCAGCAACUUGACUUUCUUAAGCAAUCCACGUUAAAAAAAGGCAUUGAACAACCACUACAAAAAGUAAGCCCAAGAGGAAUCCAUCCUUCAAAAAAACAAAGUAUUAUCAAAGUUCUAUUACCUUUAAUGCCACAAAAUCGGAGGAAGUUUUGGUUGGAUUUUCCUACUUCAGAAACAGCAAAUGACCUAUAUGAAGAAGGAGACUGAUUUAUAUUUAUUUAUUUUUAUUAAGUUUUAUAUACUGACGUAUAAUAAGUGUUGAUUAAAAAUAAGAUUGUUAUUUUUAAAUAUUUUUAAGUCCCUAUAUAUUUGUUUUUAUUAACACUAAUUUAUAUAUGCAUUUGUCAAGGAAGACAUUUUAAGAAAUUUUGUUUUUUAUUUAAAAUUUUUUCUUUUAGUUUAAUAUUAAAUUUUUUCAU
Molecule: messenger RNA, 2237 nt
Organism: Myzus persicae (green peach aphid)
Lineage: Eukaryota; Metazoa; Arthropoda; Insecta; Hemiptera; Aphididae
Exons: 1
Source: RefSeq, a predicted model, not a curated record